Messenger RNA from Durusdinium trenchii, 1311 nucleotides. Lineage: Eukaryota; Dinophyceae; Suessiales; Symbiodiniaceae. The record is from the annotation of a GenBank genome assembly.
GCAAAGAAGCGACCGGACAUCGAUGAGAACAUCCUCCACUUCUAUGGCGUUCACACACUGACUUCAGCCGUGCAAAAGGCUGCGGAGCCUCUCCUGUCACGGCUGCGAGGAAAUGGGAGCAUCACUGCAGACGACCUCUUUGCUUUGCCGCUCGGAGACGAGCCAAAAGAUGUAGCACUCUUCGAGAAGGAAGUGGAGUUCUGCCACAGCUGCAUGCUUUGCACGAACGAGCUUCCAGACCUAUUCAUGGAACAGGCAGCGCUCCUGCCUUUCGACUAUGCCCUUGUUCCUUUUCCCAUCGCUGUGGCUUUGUAUAUUUUAGAGAAGAUCGGCGGCCUCAACGCAAAGUUGACGUGGUCUAUUUUCAUUACAACCUUAUGUUGGCAAGCGCAUAUCGACCUGACUGUCAGCCACAACCCAAAGAGACCGCGGCAGAGGAUCCGUCCAAGACUGCCAACAUAUGCGUGCGCCGAACCAGGGAGCAAAAAGAGCCCAUGCCUUGACACCUUUUUGCAUAGUGGGGUCUACAAAUGGCUCCGGGACCUGUUUCCCUAUCUUUUGGCAGACACGCCGGCUGGUUACAGCUUCAGCGGUGGUUCCACAGCCAAGGCUUGCGAACAGCUCUUGCAGAACGAUGGAUAUUUGGGCAUCCUGGUGGACGAGGCUUCCAGCUUCUUUCCGCUCAGCAUGGCCACGAAAGGAGAUGUCAACAAAAGCCAACACCUCAAGCCUCAGCUGCUGCUGCCCUUCCGAACAGGCGCUCCGCCUGAGCGAAUGCUAUUGAAGCGCAAAAAGGAUCUACCAGCCACACAGGUCGCCAUGGUUUUCUUGAGUCAGUUCCCGGCGGCGCGAUCUUUUCUGGUGCCGAUUGUGAAGCACUUAUCCAUUGGUUGGGCACAGGGCUUCAUAUUCACAUACAGCCGUGACGAGCCUUUGUUCUAUGACGAUGAAGCUGACGACAGCGCUGUACUAGACUUCUUCGUGGAGCUCCUGGAAAUAGUCUUGCGCGCCUACGGACCCAGGGCAUCGUGCUUGUCGGUCCGGAUGAAUGAGCUCUCAAUCCCGUACUACAGGCUCCUCCACGACAUGAUCCAGAAAUGCAAACUCCAGGGCUUUCCGGACGACUCGCGAAACAACUUCAGUAAAGUUGGCCAGUGGGCGCCCUCCUAUGCAUUUGCUGCCCAUGCCAUGCGUGAAGCCUGUCGCUAUGGCCAGUUUCGUCGCUCUGUUGCAGACCUUUGCGAAUUCAAGCCUGAGGGAUCUGCUUGGUUGGCAGCAGAGUACCCAACCUGUUGGACGCCAGAUUCACAG